Phaedon cochleariae (mustard beetle) is the source of this 4809-nucleotide messenger RNA. The record is from the annotation of a GenBank genome assembly. Lineage: Eukaryota; Metazoa; Arthropoda; Insecta; Coleoptera; Chrysomelidae.
UGUCAAACGUCGAAGUAGUAGUGUCAAACGUCAAUCAGCGUUAGCGUUUUGUAAUCAUCUUCUAAUGUUGCUAAACACUUUUUAUUGAUUAAUUAUUCUGCUAGUUUGCAAAAUUAUCAAAUUGAAAUUGGUGUUUUUUCUGCCUAGAAGUUGAAAUCCGUUGAAAAUACUGAUGGAGGUUAUGGGAAAUACUUACAUGCCUGGGGAUCCUAGGCUGGUGGAGCAGCUUGUUUAUGAACUGAAGUCUCAAGGUAUUUUUGAUCAACUUCGUAGAGAAUGCAUCGCAGAUGUAGAUACUAAGCCUGCUUACCAGAAUUUGAGACAAAGAGUAGAAGGCAGUGUAACUUCAUUUCUCAAGCAACAGACUUGGAGACCAGAUAUGAUUAAGAACCAACUGAGAGAGCAGCUGCGCAAGAACAUACAUGAGUCAGGCUAUUUAGAAACUGGUGUAGAACGUAUUGUAGAACAGGUAGUAAACCCCAAAAUUAACACAGUGAUUCUUCCUCAAGUUGAGGAUGUUUCUUAUAAAUUCCUUGGGAUUGAAAAACCAUUUCGAGAUUCUACCAAAACGGAAUUGAAUGUUGGUAUAUCUGAAUUAUUGCCUAAAGAUCUAGAAGCUGUAUCUCCAGAUUCAGUUCAUAGUUUCAAAUCUGAUGAGAAAAUGAGAGAGAUAGAAAAUUUUAAUGAUUCCUUGAAUUCUAAUUCAAAAGCUGAUGAUGAUGAAAGCCCACCAUUUGAGCUUCUAAUUGAAACAAAAUCUCUGCCCCCAGAGGAUAAUUCUGUAGAUUCUCAUUUAUCUGGGUUUUCAGGGCUCCAAAGUCAUGAGUCCAAUCACUGUAGUGAUAUUAAAAUAAUACAGGUAGACCUGUCAAAUCCCAAUUCUCAAGUAUCCCAGAAUGAUUCAGAUAGUAGACUAUCUAUCAUCAUUCCAGAAGAAGUGACAAAAAUGGAUGUUUGUGAGGACUCCUUCACACAUUAUCAAAAAUCAGAAGCAAGUGAAGGAAAAUCUGAUAUUUUGGAUGUUGAUAAAGUUGAAGGGACUAAUAAUGCAUGUAGUAAUGAUAAAAGUAUGAACAAUGAUGUUUCUGAUGAUACAAAAGGUGAAAAUGAGAACAGCAAUCAUUGUAAUGAGGAAAAGAUCAUGGCAGGAAUGAAAAAGGAUGAUAAAAUGAUUGCUACUGAUGAAAAAUCUGAUAAAAGCAAGGAUGCUAAAAGCUCCAAGAGCUCUGACAAGCAUGUUUACAAAGAUAAAAGAGAUGAUAAAUAUAAAAGCAGUAGUAGUAAAGAUAAAAAUAAAUCUUCCUCUAAAGAUAAUAUUACCUCAUCAAGAGAUAAAUCUAAGAAAGAUUCAAGAAGCUCUUCAAGUUCCAUCAAAGAAAAAGAUAAAAAAGAAAAGUAUAAGGAAAAAUCAAACAAGUCAGAUAAACAUGCCAAAGAAAAGUCCUCAAAAGAUAAAGAAAAAUCCUCAAAAGAUAAAGAAAAAACAAAGGACACAUAUGACAAGAUAAAAGGAGAGAAAAAUAAAGAAAAGUCAGAUAAAGACAGAGAUAGAUCAGGUAAAGAUAAAGAGAAGGACAAAUCAGACAGGUCUCAUGACAAGGAAAAAUCUAAUAAAGAAAAAAAGAAAUCUGAUAAUGAUGAGAAUAAGUCUGAUAAAGUAAGUUCAGAUAUUGAGAAGCAUAAAGAAAAAGAGAAAGAUCAAGAAAAAUCUAAAGAAGUUGGAAAAUCUAAAUCAAAAGAGAAAUCAGGGAAGGAUAGAGAUAAAGUUGAUUUGGAGGGAAGCAAAGUAAAAGGAGAAAUUGAUGAAGGAAAAUCAUCCAAAAGUGAUGAAAGGAGGGAAGAAAAUAAGAAAUCUGAAAAAAGUAGCUCAUCUAAAGAGAAAGAGAAAACCAGGGAUAAGGAGAGGCCUCUGAAAGAGAAAUCAACAAGUGAAAUUGAGUCACCAGAAAAAGACAAGUCCAAAAAGGAAAAGGAUAUUGACAGAGAUAAAAGUAAAUCUUCCAGCAGCAAGUCCAAGAAUAGUUCAAACUCAAAGAAAGAAUCCUCAAGUGCUCAUAAAUCUAGAUCUUCAAAUUCCAGUACUAAAGACAAACCAAAAACUGAUGAAACUAACAAGUCAAAAUCCUUGGAAGAUAAAAAUACCACUGAUGGCAAACAUUCUAGGUCAAAAAAAGAGGGAGACAGGAAACGUGAUUCUAAAAAACAAUCAAAAGAUGAUCACUACAGUUCCAAAGAAAAAAAAAGUGAUAGGCGAUCUACUGAUAGAGACUCAAAUGAUGGCCAGUCAAGUAGAAACAAUUCUACAAAUUCAUUUCCUGAAACCAGUUCUUCACUCAUGGAGAACAAUGAUAAUGAAUUCUCCAGUAGCAGUGGGCCAGUGGAAUCUGGGAAUUCUGAUGAAGUAGAAUCAACUCCAGAGCCUCCUAAAAAUGAAGAAACAAUAACAAAUAAAGUACCACCAUUAAAAUUAACAAAACCAAAGUUUGCUUCAAACUUCCAGGAGGCAAGAAAACUAAUGAAAAUAAGAAAAGAACUAGCAAAAUUGGAGAGGCAGAAUCAACUAAACAGUUUUCAGGCAGAAAAUGUUGAUGGAGAUUCAACUGCAUCAAAAGUUCAAGACAGCUCUGAAAUAUCUCAUCAAACUGAGUUACCUUCAGAGUCUGUGAAAGAAGAUCCUCCAAUUGCAAUGAGUAUGCAGCCACUGAAACUAAAACUAACAAAACCGAAAUUUGCUUCAAAUUUCCAAGAAGCAAGAAAAUUGAUGAAAAUAAGAAAGCAACUUGCUAAAUUAGAGAGACAAAAUCAGUUGAGAAUAUCUUAUGAUGUAGAGAGACAAGAUACUUCUAAUGAGGCACCUGUUGAUACUGGAAACUCUGUUGAACAAGUUGAAUUAUCAUCAGAACCAGCUGUAGGAACAAAUACCAUAAAACCAUUGAAGUUGAACAAACCUAAGUUUGCCUCAAACUUCCAGGAAGCCAGAAAGUUGAUGAAAAUAAGGAAACAAUUGGCCAAACUGGAGAGACAGAAUCAACAAAACAUUUCUGCCAGGAUUGUGUUAGAUGCUCCAAGUAGCACUUCCUCAGGUGAUCUUAAGAAUGCUGAUAAAGGAAACUCAGGACUUGUUCAGAUAGCCAAACAGCCACUGAAACUGAAUAAACCAAAGUUUGCCUCUAACUUCCGUGAGGCAACAAAACUGAUGAAAAUAAGGAAAAGAUUGUCAAAAUUGGAACAAGAAAAUGAGUUGGGUUUCACAGAAGUUCAAGGAUCUACAGAAAAUGCCAUGUACAAAGCAGACAAAAGACACUCAACUGAGCAAAAUGAGGAUGAUACCACUAUUGUAAAUAAAAAUAAUGGAAAAACAUCUACAACUGGUCAAGCUGACAUUAAUAGUGAAAUACCAGAUUCAUCUAUAAAUGAGCCCUUGAAAAGUACUGAAUUGAGCCAAGAGAAUUGGGAAGCACUAGAAGCAAGACUGGCCCAAGAGAUGUCCAAUGUAAAUUAUAACUGCUAUGAUGAAUUUGAUGACUUGGGAUCAAGCACAACUCAUUUGAGUCCAAAGAAAAGUAAGGAGAUAAAUAUGAACCUUGAUAAGAGCACUAGUAAAAACAUUGAAGAUAACUCUGAGAACAGUCAGAAUGAUUCUAUAGAGUUUAAAGGUUUUGAGCUGAAAGAAUUUGAAAGGAACCCAACAGAUUUUUUCAAAAGCUAUUUUGAUGGUGGAAUUUCACAAAAUUUGGAGAGCUGUGGAUUCACUGGUUCUGAAAUGGUUAAAACUCCUGUGAAAACAAAUGAAGAUCCUCCAAAGCAAUUGACUAAGUUGAACAACAAUUUCAAACAGUUGUCUGUGAUACUUGAUGUCAAUGAUAUAAAAAAUAUCAAUAAAGUAAAUGAAGAAAUUGAAACUCAAUACUCUAUCAACGAAUGUAGAUACCUUGAACAGCAAAGUUCAAGGGAUGAAAGGAAUUUGCAGUAUAUUCACAAGUUUAUUGAGAAGUUAGAGAAAGAAAUAGAAGAUUGUAAAACAGAGCUGCAGAAUAAUGUUCAUUAUGGAAGAGGACAAAAGAGGAAAUUUGAGGAAUUUAUUGAUCAAAAGAAUAAUAAUAAAUCCUACUUUGAACAAACAACAGUGAAAAAGAGGGGAAGACCGCCAGGUUCAAAUUCAGCCAACACAAAGGCUGUCAAAAUGUGCAAUACCUCAGAUAUACUACAAAAUAACAGUUUUCCAUUGCCCUUGAGUCCAGCCGAGAGUGACAAAUCGAAUGAUAAAAAAGAAGAAGAGAUUGUGGUUCCUGCGAAACGGAAAAGGAUAGGCAUUAGAGCUUCUCAAAGGUAUUCAAGUGAAGAUCUGUACAAACCUAGGUUGGUUAUUUGUAGGAGAAGUAGAGGUGCCAAAAAUACCAGUUAAGUUUUGUCGUUUGUAUGUUUAUUGUAUAAACAUAUUGUAUAGUUUUUAGUUUUUAGUCACAUAGAAUAUCUAAUUAUUUUUAUACUUCGUAAAUUUCUACUUGAAAAUAAAUAUUUCAUUUCGAAAAAAGUUUCACAGGAUUUUAUGGAUAUUCAUGGAACUCUCAGAUCAAAAACACUAAAAUGAAUGUUCACUUCAUCUUUGCUUUUUGAUCACAAUUAGGCUGAAAAUGCCAAAUAUAAAUGUCCAUAAAACAGCUACUCCAAUCCCAUGCAGCACUUGUAAAUUGUCCAAAUACCAUGCCUUUUUGGCAACAUUUCUGAACGAUUCGAUAGCUAAUGUGAAAGGAAGACAUUUUGAAAAGUAUUGAAGUCCUAAAGGCAUCCCUUCUAUUGGCCAUACCA